AUGAACGUCAUCGAUUCACAAUUGUUUGAGCUGUUUAGCCAACUAGGUCAGGUGGUGUCGGUUCGAGUUUGCAAGGAUUUGUCUACUCGAAGAUCUUUUGGCUACGACUAUGUCAACUAUGUGAACCCACAUGAUGCUGCAAGGGCGAUAGAGGUGCUAAACUUCACACCUCUCAAUGGAAAGUCUGUUAGGAUAAUGUAUUCCGAUCGUCAUCCCAAUGUAUGCAAAAGUGGAUCUAGGAAUAUAUUUAUCAAGAAUUUGGACAAGGAAAUUGACCAAAAAGCACUACAUGACACCUUUUCUACAUUUGGCAACAUCCUUUCUUGCAAGAUUGCCAUUGACAUAACUAGUCAGUCAAAGGGUUAUGGGUUUGUGCAGUAUGAUAUGAGGGAGCUGCACAACAAGCCAUUGAGAAGCUAA
Messenger RNA from Lactuca saligna, 420 nucleotides. NCBI's taxonomy places the organism in Eukaryota, Viridiplantae, Streptophyta, Magnoliopsida, Asterales, Asteraceae. The record is from the annotation of a GenBank genome assembly.